CAUUUUAUUCCAGAUCCUUUUUCUCUCACUUCUGCGUUAAUCUAACCAGAAUUUCCCGCCAUUCCAAAACCAGCUUAGCUUCCUUCACACACUUUUCCCUCAUCCCUCACCGCUCUCUUUCUCUCUCCUCUCUUCUCUCUCUCUCUCUAUACAUAUAUGUAUACAUAUAGAGAGAGAAAAGAUAUAAGGAAAACUCCAACACUGAAAUGGAAGGCAAGUAAGCAAUUACUAGAGUAGAAGAAAGAAAAUGGAAUCCGAUCAAAGAAGAACCAGAAGUCGAAAGCCUCUCUCCAAUUGCACCAACAGAAUUUCCUCCCCCCAAUCGUCGUCGUCUUCAUCCGCUCUCCUCCGCAAGCCCGGAGACCCCCUAUUCUCCGUCCUCGGCGCCACCAAAUCCGCCAAAAAUGACGCCGUCCCCGCCCCCCAUGUCUCCGUUCCCCCGCCGGCGGUUUCUUCCACUCCUUCGCGGCCUCCGAGAUCAUCCGCUGCUCCUGGUAGAGGUGAUUGUGAGGUUUCCGAGCCGUGUUCGGUUUACAGUCGCAGACCGACUGCAGAGAAAUUUAAGAGUCAAGUGAAGCCAUCUGAAAAGCCCAAGUUUCUCUCAGACGUCGGCGCCACCAAAUCCACCAAAAACGACGCCAUCUCGGCUCCCCGUGUCUCCGUUCUCCUGCCGGCGGUUUCCUCCACUCCUUCGCGGCCUCCAAGAUUGUCCGCUGCUUCAAGUAGAGGUGAUUGUGUGGUUUCCGAGCCAUGUUCGGUUGACAGUCGUAGGCCGACUGCUGAGAAAUUUAAGAAUAAAGGGAAGCCGUCUGAAGAGCCUUUGGGCAAGACACAGACUGCUGAGAAAAGGAAGAGCAAAGGGAAGGCUAUUGCCGAGCCACCAAGUUGCCCUCUUGCAACAAAGAUUCAGAAGAUUGGGGAGAAAAUAAAGGAAGAUGGAAGCAAGAGUCUAUCCAAGGCAGGCACAGUUCCGCGUAAAAAGAAGCAGGGUCGUCUACCAUCUAGGAAAUAUUCAUCCAAGAAUGCCUUGUCUAAAGAAUAUAUCGAGCAACAGAGAGCUUACUUUGCAGAAAUUGAUGCGUUUGAACUACCAGAAGAGGAGGUUCACUCGAUUUCAGACUUGGACUAACCGGAAAUUGAUGCGUUUGAACUACCAGAAGAGGAGGUUCACUCGAUUUCAGACUUGGACUAACCGGAAGAGAUACGUAGGAUACCUUUUUGCUGAGCAAUAGGCAGCCUAACCCUUCUGUAUAGUACUUAAUAAAUUGUACUUAACUAGUUCUGAGGAAAUUGCAACCCCUUGCCCAACUACAUUGGCUGAAUUACUUGAGAAUCUUUUUCUUGCAAGCUUAUGCAUCGAAAGUCAUUGUUCUUGACUUACUGUAUAGCCAUAUUUGUGGUUGGGUUUUUGCUCAGUUAUGUGCCAUACCUGCGGUUGUGAAUGUAUGAUCUCAUCAAAUUUUCAACUAAAUAGGAAUAUCCAC
This is a messenger RNA of Morus notabilis, 1484 nucleotides long. RefSeq names its product zyxin. The transcript has 5 exons. Bases 248 to 1129 code for a protein of 293 amino acids. The record is from RefSeq and is a predicted model, not a curated record. NCBI's taxonomy places the organism in Eukaryota, Viridiplantae, Streptophyta, Magnoliopsida, Rosales, Moraceae.